Coffea arabica (coffee) is the source of this 948-nucleotide messenger RNA. The record is from RefSeq and is a predicted model, not a curated record. Lineage: Eukaryota; Viridiplantae; Streptophyta; Magnoliopsida; Gentianales; Rubiaceae.
AUGGAUCUUUUCCUUUUCCCAGGUGCUUUCUUCCUAUUUUGUUUGAUGUUAGUCAAAAUUGUAAAGAAAUCCAAGCCUGUAAAGCUCCCACCAGGGCCAAGAAAAUUGCCCAUAAUAGGGAACUUGCAUCACCUUAAUGGCUCCCUGCCUCAUCGAACCCUAGCAGACUUGGCCAAGAAAUAUGGACCCUUGAUGCAUCUUCAGCUUGGUGAAGUUUCAACUGUAGUUGUAUCUUCUGCAGAUGUUGCAAAAGAUUUUCUGAACAAAUAUGAUACCAUAUUUGCUAAUAGGCCUACUCUUCUUACAUCAACCAUACUCUUUUACAAUAACACUCAUAUUAGCUUUUCUCCUUAUGGCGAUUAUUGGAGACAACUACGCAAGACCUACACGAUGGAGCUCUUGAGUGCAAGGCGUGUCCAGACAUUCCGAUCAAUUAGGGAAGAUGAAGUCUUAAAUAUGAUCAAAUCAAUCUCUUCAGAAGAAGGAUCAGUUGUCAAUUUUACCACUAAGUUGUAUUCUCUGACAUUGAGCAUCACUGCUCGGGCUGCUUUUGGUAAAAGAAGUAAAUACCAUGACGAGUUCUUGUCACUUAUGAACGAAGUUGUGAUAUUGUUGUCAGGGUUCAACGUCGUGGACAUGUACCCUUCUUUCAAGAUUCUCGAGAGAAUUACUGGAAUUAGACAUAAGCUGGAUAGGUUACACAAACAGAUUGAUGAAGUACUUGAAAACAUUCUCAAUGAGCACAAAGUCAAAAGAGCGGGGUGGAAACCUGGAAAUGGAGAAGCAAAUCAGGAUCUAGUUGAUGUUCUUCUAAAUAUUCAAGAAUCUGGGGAAUUUGGAGCUCCACUUACUGACAAUAACGUCAAGGCGGUCAUCUUUUUUAAUCAUCAGAACAGGAGUAGUAGUGAAGCUAAUAUUGAUCCUUUUGAACUAGCUACUUUUUCUUAA